This is a messenger RNA of Ipomoea triloba (trilobed morning glory), 2462 nucleotides long. RefSeq names its product protein ESMERALDA 1. The transcript has 10 exons. The record is from RefSeq and is a predicted model, not a curated record. NCBI's taxonomy places the organism in Eukaryota, Viridiplantae, Streptophyta, Magnoliopsida, Solanales, Convolvulaceae. The coding region runs from base 275 to 1969 and encodes 564 amino acids.
CUCUGCUUGCCUGCCUUGUCACUUUUGUAAUUCUCUUUCCAACAUUAUACUAUACCUGACCCCGCACUCAACCCUCUCUCUCUCUCUCUCUACAUAGACGUACAUAUUAUAUACACUUAUGCGUUUAUAUCCGACUCACUCAUUUGAGAGGGGAGAGAGAGAGGGGAAGAAGAUUUUGGAUUUUGAAUAUUUUGGAUUUUGGAAUUUUUUCGUUUUGGGUUUUCAAGAUUGUUGUUGUAUAUAUGUACUAAGUAUGAUGUGAAGUACAGGAGACAUGCACGCGAAGAAUAGGCUACCGAGCAGCGGACACAGCAGCCCAUCAACGCCGUCGUCGCCGCGCUCUCGGUCGCCUCGGGUCCGCCGCGGCGGAAAACCCGGCGGUCGCUUCACUCCGGGUCAACCCGCCCCGAGAACCCUCCCCCAACGCUUCGCCUGGAUCCUCCUCUCCGUUCUCCUCCGCCGCCAGGGCAUCUUUCUCUUCGCCCCCUUGCUUUACAUCUCCGGCAUGCUCUUCUACAUGGGAACGGUGUCGUUCGAUGCCGUGCCUAUCAUCAAGCACCGAGCCACGCCCGGCUCCAUCUACCGCAGCCCUCAACUAUACCUCAAACUUCAACCCGAGAUGGAUUCCGACAAUUCCUCCGCCGAUGCGAUAUCAACGAUAUGGAAACACUCUUAUAAAGGUGAUGAAUGGAGACCAUGCACAAACAAGUCAUCUGGAGGUUUACCUGAAUCAAAUGGGUACAUUUAUAUUGAGGCCAAUGGUGGUUUGAAUCAGCAAAGAACAUCAAUAUGCAAUGCUGUUGCUGUGGCUGGUUAUCUUAAUGCAACCCUUGUGAUUCCACACUUCCAUUUUCAUAGCAUUUGGAGGGAUCCAAGCAAAUUUGGAGAUAUUUAUGAUGAAGAGUUUUUUGUUCAAACCCUGGAACAUGAUGUACGGGUGGUGAAUACACUUCCUGACUACAUUAUGGGAAGGUUUGACUACAACAUGAGCAAUGUAUACAACUUCAGGAUAAAGGCAUGGUCUUCUAUUAAUUACUACAGAGACACAGUUUUGCCGAAGCUGCUUGAAGAGAAGAUCAUCAGGAUUUCCCCUUUUGCAAACCGCUUGUCAUUUGAUGCUCCUCCUGCAGUUCAGAGGCUUAGGUGCUUGGCUAAUUAUGAAGCCCUUCGUUUUUCAAAUCCCAUUUUAAGUUUGGGUGAAGCACUUGUUGCGCGAAUGAAAGAAAGGAGUGCAAAUAACAGUGGCAAGUAUAUUUCUGUUCAUCUUCGCUUUGAAGAGGAUAUGGUUGCUUUCUCCUGUUGUAUAUAUGAUGGUGGAGAUAGUGAGAAAAAAGAUAUGGAUGCUGCAAGGGAGAGAGGAUGGAAGGGGAAGUUUACAAAACGUGGUCGAGUUAUCCGUCCUGGAGCUAUUAGGUUAAAUGGGAAGUGUCCCUUGACACCUUUAGAGGUUGGUUUGAUGCUAAGAGGGAUGGGUUUUGACAAGACUACAUCCAUCUAUUUGGCAUCAGGAAAGAUAUAUGACUCUGAGAGAUAUAUGAAACCACUAUUGGAAAUGUUUCCUCUUUUACAAACAAAAGAGAUGCUAGCAUCGCCAGAAGAAUUGGCUCCAUUUCAGAAUUAUUCGUCAAGGAUGGCUGCUAUAGACUACACUGUUUGUCUUCACAGUGAAGUAUUUGUGACCACCCAAGGAGGGAAUUUCCCACAUUUUCUACUAGGCCACAGAAGAUACUUGUACGGUGGGCACUCUAGGACAAUCCGGCCGGACAAGAGGAAACUAGCACUAUUAUUUGAUAAUCCAAAUAUUGGGUGGAAGAGCUUCAAGCGCCAAAUGCUAAAUAUGCGAGCACAUAGUGAUUCGAAAGGGAUUGAGCUGAAAAGGCCCAAUGAUUCUAUAUACUCCUUCCCUUGUCCAGACUGCAUGUGCCGCCUUAAUAAAACAAAAGAUUCAAGAUUGUCGUCUGGGACGUGAUCCCUGAAAUGAAGGUUGUGUUUUUUGUUCCUGUAAUUUGUGUGAACAUCUAGUUGCUAACCCCAGUGAUUCUUUCAUUUUUUACCCUCUUUCUUGUAUUGGAGAGAGGUCAACUAGUUGGAUUUUGAAAGGCUUGCGUUCCUCCGGGGUCGAAUAUGAUAUUUUACGGGGCAUGUCUCGAUGGGUAACUGCUCUUCAAAGAUGAUGGAAUUGAAGACGAUUUUCCACUCCAUAGUUACCCACCCAGGUGUUGAUAAAUUUCACUUAUCUGACCAAGCUGAAAAUUGACAAACAGAAAAUACAUUUUCCACACUGGUUUUGCUGUAAUUGUAUUUUUGUACGUUACUUGUUCAGUAGUAUGUUAGACCAUAGAAGAUUGACGAUGAAGAACAGUAUAGGAUUUUGAAAAUGCUUGGGUUCCAAUUUUUAUUUUGGAUACCCACCCCACCCUACCCUUUAUGUGAAAUUUAAUUGUUUGAUGUUCUCGCUUGCA